UCUAGUUCUCUGACUCUUCAAAUUCUUCAGUUCCUACAUCAUGUACCGACGACAGAAGUAUGACCAGUUUCAAAGAAACCCGCGAUGGCGGCGACCAGAACCUGCGACUACAUGGCCGGCGCCACCAUUUGGAACACUCGUGGAGACUGUCAGUGUAUCAGAGCUGUCAAAACCCGCCAUGGAGUUUGAGUCAUCUGCCCGGGUGAUGGGCUGCCAGCUUAUCGCGUCGUAUAACUGGCGGGACAGGACAUCACCGUCAAUCAUCGUCCCAGGUGCGCCACCCAGAUGGACGCCUCUCGCGGAACCCCGACAACUGUCAGAAGACGACGGCGUCUACUACCGUGACAGGAACGCUGCUCGAUACCCAGCUCAUCCGAUGGAGCCCGCCAUCCAAGCUGUCCUGAUGGCGCAUCCAAAGCCCUCUCCAAGACCCAUUGACAUUGUUGCCUGCGGCAGUACAAUCGGCAACCUGCUUCGCUUCAUCAGAGGUGACGAAAGACCCUUCCGGAUGCUCCUCGAGGUGGUUGGCGACGCUGUUCAUUUAAUUCGUAGGGAAAACUCCCCGAAAGAGAUAAUGUCCGAUGUCAGGGGCUACGGACAUAAGUUUCCAGAGGCUUACACUACUUGGGAUGCUGAAGUCCGCGGUUCAACAUCUCAUCAGCGCGUCAUUCAAUACGACUUUGGGGGUCUACAUUGCAUUGUUCGUCAUGAGGGUGACGGCUACCUCAAACACAAGCAAGGGCCGUCUACAAACGCCUCUGGUCUCAACUUUGUUGAAAUAGCUUCGGUCGAUGACCUAAUCGAAGAUCUCAAAGUCAAGGAGAUGGUACCAAAGAGCCCGCAGACCUCGCAUCAGCAAGUACAAUUGAAGAGUGGCGGCUUUGAGGUGCCCCAAUCUGCAAUUUUUGAUCUCAAGACUCGGUCAGUCAAGCGCAAAGGCACUGAUUUCCUCGGCGAGGAGCUUCCGCGACUAUGGGUUGCCCAGAUUCCCAACUUCAUCCUGGCCUACCAUGAUAGAGGCACAUUCAAAGAUAUUGAGGUCAUGGAUGUAACUCAGGAGGUCAAAGCCUGGGAAACUUCGAAGAAUUGGGAGCUCUCUCGACUAGCGGCACUCCUCUCUCACAUAGUUCGCCUUGCUCGUGCACGGAGGAAUGACAGGCUUGAGAUCAGCCGCCAACAGCUUGACAAGCUCGACAUUCGGGUUCAGUGCCCUGGACUAUCUCCAGCAUUCUCUAGUAAGGUCAAUGAAGAAUGGGCAAUAUGGCUGCUUGGUGGUAUUACACAGGAUGGCACGAGUGCGGAUGACGAGGAUGAACUCCAUUGGAGCGACGGCGACGGUGAUUAUACAGCCUGUUCCGAGAGCUGUUCAUAUUGCGGAAAGUGUACAUAUUGAUAAUGUCAUUUCCUUCCAGACUUGCAGAC
This is a messenger RNA of Colletotrichum acutatum, 1422 nucleotides long. RefSeq names its product geranylgeranyl pyrophosphate synthetase. The transcript has 2 exons. NCBI's taxonomy places the organism in Eukaryota, Fungi, Ascomycota, Sordariomycetes, Glomerellales, Glomerellaceae. The record is from RefSeq and is a predicted model, not a curated record. The coding region runs from base 41 to 1393 and encodes 450 amino acids.